UACUCAAGUCAAGUUUAUAUUACCGUCGCCGGCGGUUCAGAAGCCGUCAAUUAAAGAUCCGGAGCCGGACCAGACGCAGUCGUUACCUUCUCAUUUUCCAUUUCUGUCCAGUAAGGAAACAGUAGUGACCUGUACAACUCAUUUCGAUUAUUGUAUAUGGUCUUCGUUAAUUUCUGGAAGUUAUGAUUCAUCGGUGAGUGAAUUGAAAAAAAAAUGCGUUUUGAGCAUUGUCAGAAGAUGUUGAAUUCGAUUUCUGUGUCCAUUGGCUCUAAAACUAUGACUGUUGAUGGACAGAAACAAAAGCUGGAAGAAUCCGUCAAUCUUGCUUGAACAAAGAAGGUGAAAUUCUUGUUCCUAAGUUUGUUUCUUUAAUCUUAACAUGGAAUGGAAUUUAUUUAUGGCCUUAGAUAGGGAAUCUCAUGGACCAUCAACCUUAGUCAUUGUUACAUUUUUAUAUUUUAAGUUACACAAGUAGCGUCACGUUUUGAGCUUUUGAGACAUUUAGAAAUAUUACCAAAACGGUAUUGCAUUUGUUACCAGUAUGACCAACUCGUAUAGUUCUCUGUUUUUUUUACUUCUGGUCUUAGACUCUUCUACGAUAUGAAGAUUGUCUCACAUUAUAAGUCAAAGAAGCCUUAGGAAGAAAAGAAUUAGCAUGGUAGUAGUUUGUCUUUAGUUUCCAUGUCUCACACCAUUUCCAGAGUAAGUUGUAAGAAAUUAAAUCUUUGUUUGUUUUAGAAGCUAGGCUGUAAAUGGUAUCUUAACCCUAAACAUAAACUUCUUGUUAUUGCUUUUGAAUCUCAUGAAACUUCUUGAUGAUGUCCAUGAAGCUGAAAAUUUUUGGUUGCAGAUGAAGAAGAAACUAAAAAGCAGGUUUAGAAACUGGUAACGCUAGCUCAUAUAUAACCAUUUUAUCUUUUCUUUCUCUUCUAUUACAUUACAUCCAUACAGAAUGACUUUUAUAAAGCUAUACAUAGCCAAUUUUUAGUUAAUUCCAGUCGUCCAUUCUAUUUUUUCACCAUUAGGAAAGACACGACCAUAUUCACUUCUAUCACUUUUCUAAAUAUAGACACUAAGGCCCCAUGACUUGAAUUGGUCAAAAUCUCUUUCUCUCUCUCUCUCUCUCUUGUCUCAUUUUCUCUGUCUUAUAUCAUCUUGUCUCUCCUCCCUCAUUUCUCUCCAUUCCCCUGCAUUUCCUUCCCACCAGGAGAAAACUAAGGAACCGAACUCCCCAAGCCUGUCAAACAAUUAAUAUGCCCUCAGGCAAACCUUCUUCUGCCUUCCCUUUACAUCCUCCCAAACCAACAACACCAUUAAAACCUUCCAGCAGCAACAGCAACACCAACACCAACAGCACAAACCAAGCAUGCGCCGCCUGCAAAUACCAACGCAGGAAAUGCGCUCCCGAUUGUCUUCUGGCUCCUUAUUUUCCUCACGACCGUCACCGUCAAUUCCUAAAUGCGCAUAAGCUAUUUGGAGUCAGCAACAUCACCAAGAUCAUCAAAUCCCUUACCCCUCCUGAGAAAGACGCAGCUAUGCAUACAAUCAUGUUUCAGUCCGAUGCUCGUGCCAAUGACCCUGUUGAUGGAUGCUAUGGUAUCAUAAGAAAGCUUCAAUACCAGAUCGAAUACACUAGGAACGAAUUGAAGAUUGUUCUUCAGCAACUGGCUAUGUUCCGUGACCGUGCUCAUCAUCAUCAAGAAACGCAAAUUCAGAUUCAAGAACCAGAGGAUCUCUCGAGUUUUUCUAGUUCUUGUGAUCUAAGCAACAACAGUUCGAUUCCUUACAAUUACCCUCUGAACCACCACGUUGUUCAAGAACCAAAUCAACAACAACAACAACAAUAUUGCUCUUCCGGAAAUAACUUCAGUGGGUUACAAGAAGACAUGUGGUGUCUACAACUUCAAGAUUCAUCAACGACAGUGAAUAUGAAGGCAGGUUUUAUCGAUGAAUGUGAGGACAUAAAGCCCGUGGAAGAGGUUUCUAGCGAAAGACACGAGUUCGAGCCUCAUGAAGCUUUCGUUGAACAACGGAAACUCGACUUGCCUCCUUCCUCACAGUUCAUCAUCUCUUCAUAGCUUUUUAUUUUUUAUUUUUCCACUUCAUUUAAUCUUUUUGUAUGAUCAGGUUUACUCUGUCUUGCUUGAGACGUACGUAGGGCUCAAACACCUCAUUGAUCGAUUUUAAAUAGAUUUUUUCAUGAAUCUUUUGUUUGUAUCUCAAUUUCUUAAUUUAUCUCCUAGGAUUUUAGAUUGAA
Molecule: messenger RNA, 2257 nt
Organism: Camelina sativa (false flax)
Lineage: Eukaryota; Viridiplantae; Streptophyta; Magnoliopsida; Brassicales; Brassicaceae
Source: RefSeq, a predicted model, not a curated record